Nicotiana tabacum (common tobacco) is the source of this 542-nucleotide messenger RNA. RefSeq lists its product as uncharacterized. The record is from RefSeq and is a predicted model, not a curated record. NCBI's taxonomy places the organism in Eukaryota, Viridiplantae, Streptophyta, Magnoliopsida, Solanales, Solanaceae.
CAGUCGCCAACAAUGUUUUUUUAAUGAAUUCAGAGUAUGUUGAUUCAUCAAAGAAAUGUUCUACAAAUUUUGCUGCUACUAUAUUUUCUUCUGAGUUAUGAUGGAGUUCAAGGAGAAAUGAAGUUGUCCAAACUAGAGGAACUAGCUUUGGAGAAGCAAUUUAAACUUUUGAACAAACCAGCGGUCAAAACAAUUAAGAUGAAACCCACUUUAUCGACGAUAAAGCAAAUUCCAAGUACCUCAACUGUUGAUAUAUAUUCAAGGAUAUUGUUAGAGAACGGAGGCUGUCCUUCUGGAACCGUUCCCAUCAAAAGAGUUACCAAAGAUGAUCUUAUUAGACAAAGACGUAUGCCACGGCCAGAAGAUACAAAUAACAUUCUUGAGACAACAGGAGGAUACUUGGUACCUUUGUCUCUUCUUGCAAGAAAAAGUAUACAAUAAUUUCACUUUUGCUAUAGUUAUCAUGGAUUCAACCAACUGUACUCACCAAAUUUGGUGGUAGACCUAGUGAACAAUCGAGGCAACACUAAUUUCUUUAAGAA